Meloidogyne enterolobii is the source of this 403-nucleotide messenger RNA. The record is from the annotation of a GenBank genome assembly. NCBI's taxonomy places the organism in Eukaryota, Metazoa, Nematoda, Chromadorea, Rhabditida, Meloidogynidae.
UUAUUUCAUCAAAAUACUUCAACAACAACAAGUUCAUCUUCAACAAACAAAUUUUUAUUUCAACGCCCUCCAAUCAAUGAAUCAUUCAUUUCUCCAUUAAAACAACAAUGGAAACGAUUCUUGUCUUCUCCUUCAAAUUCUUCAAAUGUCAACAAAAAUUGUUUAACAACACCUUCACCAGGCUUGAAUGAUGAAACAAGCUGUUAUCUGUAAAAAUAGUGGGAAUUUGUUGCUGAUGACUUCAGAAACUGCAAAAAUCAAGAAGGAAACUAAGCAAUGGCGGGCAGCAUUGUUUAGCACUCCUGCAACAAAAUUCACUGCAACAACCACACCUGCAAGAGAAUGGAGGGGGGGUAUCCUUGAAGGGGGGAGGGUAUUUGCGGACAAAACUUGUCGGUUUUAA